This is a messenger RNA of Eurytemora carolleeae, 453 nucleotides long. RefSeq names its product knob-associated histidine-rich protein-like. The record is from RefSeq and is a predicted model, not a curated record. Bases 1 to 453 code for a protein of 150 amino acids. Lineage: Eukaryota; Metazoa; Arthropoda; Copepoda; Calanoida; Temoridae. The transcript has a single exon.
AUGAAUGAGAUGCAUGAAACGAAUGAAGAAGCUAGGGCAGGAAGGAUAAAUGAGAGGCAUAAAAAGAAUGAAGAAGCUAAGACAGGAAUGAUGAAUGAGAGGCAUGAAAAGAAUGAAGAAGCUAAGACAGGAAGGAAGAAUGAGAGGCAUGAAACGAAUAAAGAAGCUAGGGCAGGAAGGAUGAAUGAGAGGCAUAAAACAAAUGAAGAAGCUAGGGCAGGAAGGAUGAAUAAGAGUCAUAAAACGAAUGAAGAAGGUAGGGCAGGAAAGAUGAAUAAGAUGCAUGAAACGAAUGAAGAAGCAAGGGCAGGAAGGAUUAAUGAGAGGCAUGAAACGAAUGAAGAAGCUAGGGCAGGAAGGAUGAAUGAGAGGCAUGAAACGAAUGAAGAAGAUAAGACAGGAAGGAUGAAUGAGAGACAUAAAACGAAAAAAAAGAUAGGACAGGAAGGAUGA